UGCCGCCACCGGGAGAUCGCAAAGGAAAGUUCCAGUUACCGGGAUAAAAGUUAACCAAAGGAUAUACACCAUGAGCAGAGCUAGCGGUAUCCUGUCGCUGCUGUUUGUGGCCAGCGCCUUGGGCGGCGUGAUCGAGGACUUUGAGUACCUGUCGGUGGACGAUAUGUGCGAGCUGUUGCCGCAGGACACGAGCUUCCUGCACCCGAACACCUGCGACAACUGGGUGCGCUGUGCCACCAACUACAGCGUCCUGGAGCAGGGCGGCUGUGCGGCAGGACUCUACUACAACAAGGAGCUGGGUCGCUGCAUCCUGGCCUCGAGUGCCGUCUGUCCGUAUGCUGGUGGUGUUAUCGAGAAGCCAAAGAACUUGUGCGCCAACGAAACGGAUGGCGCCUUCAUCGUGGAUCCCAGCAGCAGCAACUGUCGCGGCUACAUCCUCUGCAGAGCCAACAAUCAGAUCCAGGCCAACUGCCCCAACGAGCUGAUCUUCCAUCCCGUAUCCCGUUCCUGUGUGUACCAGACGCAGUACAAGUGUCCCGCCAGCCAGACGACGAAGUCGAGUCCCGCCUGCCGUUCGCUGGCCAACAACACCCGCCUGGCCGAUCCCAUCCACUGUGACCAGUACUACGAGUGCGUCAGCGAGGUACUGCACAGCCGAUCCUGCCCCGUGCAGACGGCCUACGAUGCGGAUCUCGGCUACUGCGUGGAUGUGGCCGAGGUGUCCUGCUAUGAGACGGCUGCCCUGCCGGAGCCGGAGAACACCUUCUGCCUGGACAAUGCCACCGGAUCCGCUCGCGUGGGCUACUUUGCCGACGAUGCUUCCUGCUCGCACUACUACAUCUGCGGCCAACCCGUUGCCGGAAAGCACGACACAGAGCCCAAGCACCUGAGCUGUCCCCUGGGCCAGUACUUCGACUUCGAGAAGCUCUCGUGCCGCGACAGGCUCAACGUGCGCUGCCAGCUGGACAGGUGCGUGGGCACCAACCUGACCUACGUGAACGUCGCCGGCGACUGCCAGAGCUACGGACGCUGCUCCGGCGGAGUGACCAUCAGCCUGGGACACUGCCCCACCGGCUACUACUUCGACGAGCGCAACCAGGGAUGCACCCAAACCAACUACCACUACAUCGCCUGCUCCGUCUAG
Drosophila subpulchrella is the source of this 1144-nucleotide messenger RNA. RefSeq names its product peritrophin-44. Gene Ontology annotation, molecular function: chitin binding. Gene Ontology annotation, cellular component: extracellular region. Bases 71 to 1144 code for a protein of 357 amino acids. The transcript has 2 exons. NCBI's taxonomy places the organism in Eukaryota, Metazoa, Arthropoda, Insecta, Diptera, Drosophilidae. The record is from RefSeq and is a predicted model, not a curated record.